AUGGCUCGAGAUCGAGGACGCGGGACGACUGCCUCGGCCAGAAAUGCCGCCACGAAUGCGAAUGCGAAAGAGAAGGAGGAGGAGGAGGAGUCCGAGAGCGGCGAUAAAGAACUAGAAGAAGAAGAAGAAGAAUCAGAAGAAGAAAAAGAAGAAAAAGAAUCGGAGGAUGACGACGACAACAAAAACAACAACGAAUCCUCCUCGGGCGACGAGGAGGACGAUAAUAACAAGACAUCGAAUCAACGAAAAGUGGAAACGCCCGAAGCGCGGAAGCGGAGGAUUAAAGACGAGAACAUGGCCAUCGCUCGAGCGCAAUUGGUGAAGGAGAAGGUGCGCUUGUUAACGCAAAAAGCGAACGCGCCGGCGCAAGGGGAGCAGAAGAGGAAGGCGACGCAUUGGUCGUACGUGAUGGCGGAGAUGAAAUGGCUGGCCAGAGAUUUCGCGGCGGAGAGAGAUUGGAAGUUGGAAGCGGCGAGGCAGGUGGCGCUGACGGCUGGGGUAGCCAAUGGCGUGCCGGUGGGAGCGAACGAAAGAAGAAAUCAAAGAGAUGCCAAGGCAGCGAGGCAGGUGGCGAAACAAGUGAGCGCGUUUUGGGAGAUUCGUUGGGAAGAGGCAAAGAAGGUCAAAUUACCCGAAGCGACUGAGCUGGCAAAGCUCGGGUGCGGCGGGAAACGGUUCGCGUUGGAAGCGGCGGAGAGGGAAACGAAUUUUCGAUUACACUCGUCGGCGCAAGCGCAAACGAGUCAGAGGUUACAUCGAGCAGCAGUCAACGCCGCCGCUGCGGGUGGUGGGGGCGGUGGAAGCGAUCCACAAACGCCAAAAAGCGACGACGGAGGUGCGAAUACGAGGACGAAUUCAGCGCGGUCGACGCCGCCGACAAAUGUGAGUACGCCGUUGACAGACGUGACUGGGUACGGCGAAGAUAGUAAAAGAGACGAUGACGAGAUGUUCCUCGUGAGUUUUGAUCCAAAAACGCCGGAGAUUCCUCGUGGAAGUUCCAUGAAAGGCAUAGAAAGGUGGGCGGUUAAGUAUUUGCACCGAUUGGCUUCGUUAGAGAAGGCGAAAGCGGUGCGACAAGCCGUCGACGCGAAAGAAGCCGAAGAGAAAGAGGACGACGAAGAAACGACGAAGAGAGGUGGAGGUCGUAAAGGUAGACAGGCUGCGAGAGGUAAACAAAAAGAUGAAAAGAAAGAACAACCAACGAGAAAAGGGAACAAGAGAAAACGAGACGCGACGCCGGAGCCUCCUCCUUCUGGGAAUACCACCGGUAAAGAUACGGAUGCGGAAGACAUGGAAACAGACGUGGACACUGAAGGCAUGUUGUCGAGUCCGGAGAAAAGAGAGCUACGACGCGCGCAAUACGCCAGAGAUCUUAAAUUGGAUGAUGGUGGAUUAGAAUUAGAUCUGGACGCUUUGAUUGCCCCGUACUCGAUGAACAAGAAGCUCACCAUGCGCGGAUUGAAGAGUUUCAAAAGAGACGACGAAGCCGUGAAGAAAGAAGGAGAAGGAUCUGAUGAUGAAGACGAGGACGACGAUCAGUCCAUGUCCAGCGGUGGUAAGAAUGGCGAAGACGACGACGACGAGAAAUCAGACGCAGCCGAGGACUUCUUCUUUGAUUUUCCAGCUUUGCAGUACGACGCGUACGAAAGCGUUCGCGACGAAUUUGAAAAGAGUGCCAUCGGGAAAGAAGCGAACAAGUUUGCCGAGUACGAAAGGCGACUUCGAGAGUGGGAAGAUCGUGAGAGAACGAGAGAAAGCCACCAACGCGCUCAGCAAAAAACCGCAGGUGGCCAAAAAGGCGCAGCUGGUUCUGGUCCAGACGGGAAGCUCACGCCGUCCGAAGAGCGCAGACGCGCUUUCUUCGCCGCGGCUGCCGCACGAGGUCACUUCUUCGACCAAGAAGGUUACGUCGUCGACAAAAACGGGAAACGUAAGAAGAAUAAGAAAGGUCAGUUUGUUCGGUUUCAUCCGGGGAUGGAGGAGCAGUUUGGCGUCAAGAAGAACGGCAACAAGAAAGGGAAAAAAGAGGGCGCUGCCGCCGCGGGCGAACGAAAAGGCGCCGCGAAGCCGUGGACAGCGACGGAAGAUGCGCUUUUAUGUGCCAUCGUCCACGAGUUUGGCUCGAAUUGGGCACUCGUGGCCGACGCGUUUGGCGCUUCGGCGAGCUUGAAAGGCUCGUAUCGUCGUCCGGAACUGUGCCGAUGGCGCUUUCAACAGCUCACGAGAGCGGUUGAGUUGGAGAACGAUCCGGAAGCUUUCGCCGCGCUCAACUUGGACAAGGGUUCCGCUCGCGUCGUUAUGUCAAGAUCGUUACCGUUGGAGGAUGAAACGGCUAGAUUGCACUUCCAAGCGGUGGCGCACUCGUGCUCUUCAUACGCGAAGAUUCGUCGCGCGGCGUUACGGGAGCGCGUCGGCAUGGAUCCACAGAAGCGCGUUAAACCUCACCAGAGCUGGAAGGAUUGCGUGAAGAUGUUUCCAUUGAAAUCACCGGCAGAGUUGGCGCACUUAGCGAUGAAUCCGAUGCAGCAACAGCAGAUGCAGCAUCAGCAGCAACAACAACAACAACAACAAAUGCAGCACCAACAGAUGCAGAUGCAACAGCAGCCAGGGAUGCAAUAUCCCACUGGCGUCAUCCAACCUCCGCAACACCAGAUGCAAGGUCAAAUGCAAAUGGCUGGUAACGGUGUUCCCAUGCAAGCUCAGCAGCAGCCGCACAUGCAACAGGUGCCGCCGCACGUCCAACAGCAACAGCUGGCUCGCGCGGCUUCGAAAACGGAAGCCGUAGCCGCUGUUGCCGCUCAGCAAAUCUCACCCUCUCAGGUGCCGCAACUUCAUAGAAUGGGAAGUUACCAGCCGCAAGCCGGCAAAGGCCAAGCGGCGAUGAGCGUUGGUGGUAUGGUUGGAUCUUCUCCGGCACGACCAAGAGGAGGAAGUGCUGCCCCGGCUGCCGCUGGUGUUGCAAACGCCGCUGCCGCCGCCGCCGCUGCCGCUGCUACUCCUACGAAUAAUUCAUCGCCUUUAGGAACGGGAGAGAAGCAAGCGAAGCAAGGAUUAGCGCCUGGAAUUCACGCCUUGACGCCGAAAAGUGCCGAAAAAGAGGAGAAGAAAUCGAAAGAGCAAGUGAUCGCGGAGAAAACGAUGAUGACUAGAACGGGCAGAGCAACUAAGAAAGUGAAGAAGUGA
This is a messenger RNA of Bathycoccus prasinos, 3183 nucleotides long. RefSeq lists its product with no specific name. Lineage: Eukaryota; Viridiplantae; Chlorophyta; Mamiellophyceae; Mamiellales; Bathycoccaceae. The record is from RefSeq and is a predicted model, not a curated record. Gene Ontology annotation, cellular component: NuA4 histone acetyltransferase complex. The coding region runs from base 1 to 3183 and encodes 1060 amino acids. The transcript has a single exon.